This is a messenger RNA of Marasmius oreades (fairy-ring Marasmius), 1991 nucleotides long. RefSeq lists its product as uncharacterized. Bases 162 to 1904 code for a protein of 580 amino acids. Gene Ontology annotation, molecular function: nucleobase transmembrane transporter activity. The transcript has 22 exons. The record is from RefSeq and is a predicted model, not a curated record. Gene Ontology annotation, cellular component: plasma membrane. Gene Ontology annotation, biological process: nucleobase transport; transmembrane transport. NCBI's taxonomy places the organism in Eukaryota, Fungi, Basidiomycota, Agaricomycetes, Agaricales, Marasmiaceae.
GUGACUCUUCUCUUUCUUUCCGACGACGAUAGGCAACAUAAGCUGUACCGAAACUCUGCUGGCUCUAUCUUGAUCUCGACUUGAUCAUUGUAGUUUUCCGAGGAAGGUAAAAACGAGUGGCGCCAUCACCGCGUGUGUCCCCGUGGGACGGCUGUGGAUAUAUGGCCGACAAGUGGAGAACUAGUAUAAAAAGAAAUCAAGGUACCUCGUUUUUUCAGGUUCGUUCGUUCCGACCCCCAAGGAUGAGUUCAAGUGCUCCCCCUCAGUCCGCUUUGCGUCAACUCCUCAAACACAUCGAAGUUCCAAUCGAUCAAGAUGCACACUACAAAAACGAUCGUUGGACCAACAGAGACCUCAUUCCUAUGCCUCCAGAACGUCGAACAUACAAAAUCUGGUCCUACUUCAUUUACUGGUGUAUUUCUGGAAUGUGCAUCAGUGCAUACACCACCGGGUCAACUCUUCUCGCAUUCGGUCUGACUCCCCAGCAAGCUAUCGGAGCAAUUGUAGUUGGAUCUCUAUUCGUUGGGUUGUUAUCUGUUGCAUGUGGAUGGAUGGGUGAAAGGCACCACAUCGGUUACCCGGUCGUCUGCAGAUUCACAUGGGGAAUGCGGGGAUCCUAUUUCCCAAUCAUCGUUUCAACAUUCACGGCUAUAUUCUGGGAUGGCUUACAGGCCUAUUGGGGUGGGCAAGCAACUACCGUUACACUAGGGGCUAUAAUACCCGGUUUGGCUCACAUGAAAUCAACGCUCGCGGGCGGUGUCCUCAUGACGAAGGACUUGAUUGGGAUGCUAAUUUUCUAUAUCUUCUUCUUAACAAUCAUGCGUAUUCCACCUGAACGACUACAACGACCAUUUAUCAUUUCUUCGAUAAUCUUUUCCGGAACACUUAUCGGUCUUUUGGCUUGGGCCGUGUCCACCGUACAUGGCGGCGGACCGAUGUGGAAACAACCCGGACAGCCAAUCAAUGGUAAUAUUGGAUGGUCAAUGAUGUUUGGGAUUACUUCAAUCUUAGGUGCUUGGGGUGGCGGUACGCUGGGUCAGAGCGAUUGGACGCGAUAUGCCAAUCGACCAUUGGCACCUACACUUUCUCAAAUGUUUGCCGCUCCUUUAACCAUUAUCGUGACUUCAACUAUCGGUAUCGUGGUCACUUCCUGCGCAUCGCAAAUUGUCGGCGAAGUUAUAUGGAACCCUAUCGUUCUUGUGGGAAGACUUCAAGAGUUCUACGGCAAUUCCCCUCGAGUUCGAGCGGCGGUAUUCUUUGCUGGCCUUGGAUGCACUUGCGCGCAGUUAGGCAUUAGCAUUGUGUUGAACUCAAUCAGCGGGAGCAUGAACAUGACUACACUGAACCCUAAAUACCUGAACAUCCGUAGAGGAGCAUACAUACUUGCCCUGGCCGGGUUCGCCUCCAACCCCUGGCAGUAUCUUGCCAAUGCCAGUAUAUUCCUUACAGUCUUAUCCGGAUGGGGUGUAUUCCUAUCUCCGUUCGUUGGUAUGAUGCUCGCGGACUACCAUGUGAUACGAAGAUACAAACUCAAGAUGCAAGACCUCUACGUUAGUGGCGAGAGGUCUAUCUAUUGGUACUGGCAUGGUUUCCACUGGCGGCCCUUGGUGGCUUGGGUAAUCGCAGUAUUCCCUACCUUACCGGGACUCAUCAUGUCAGUGCGGGAUCCGACGCUCGAUAAUAACUGGGUCAAGCUCUUCCGAUUGACGUUCUUCCUUGGUUGGGCGAUAUCCUUCGUGGCCUAUAUCCUGAUCUGCAAAAUUUCUCCACCACCUAGUCUUGGCGAAGGUGAAGAUCGACAUAACGACGAGACGGUGUUUGGAUUAAGGGACGACGAGAUGGAUGCGAGUAGUACUACGGGGUCCGAUGCUAAAACUGAUAUGUCUGAUAAAGAGAAGGUUUGAAUUUCUCCGACGGGUGUACAUUAACGUUUCAACUUCUUCUUAUAAGUAACAUGUCUUGCAUAAUAAAGAAGACCCCAUUGCCCAUGA